AUGGAGGCCUCCACUAAGUACUUCCUUGCCCAAGCCAGUGCAUCUGCACUUAUUCUAUUCGCUAUUGUAUUUAAUGCUUGAACAACUGGUGAAUGAUUUAUCAAUACAAUAUCUAAUCCACUUGCAGUGGCCAUAGCCAUUGUAGGGUUAAUAAUAAAAAUAGGAGUCGCCCCUCUCCACACUUGAUUACCAGAAGUUAUACAAGGGGUCACUUUACUAACCUGUUUAAUUAUAUCUACUUGACAAAAACUAGCCCCCUUUGCCCUACUUGUUCAAGUGACACCUCCUGAUUCAAAAAUACUCUUAGUUAUAGGACUCCUAUCUAUUCUUGUUGGAGGUUGAGGCGGGUUAAAUCAAACCCAACUUCGUAAACUAAUAGCUUAUUCUUCGACUGCCCACAUAGGCUGAGUUAUUGUUAUUUUACAGUUCUCUGAAACCAUUGCUUUCCUUACAUUAAUUAUCUAUGCUAUUAUAACUUCUUCCGUUUUUAUCUUGUUCGCCUUGAGCAAAGCUACAACCAUUAAUUCUUUAUCAAUCUCAUGAUCUAAAGCCCCUGUUAUCACCACCCUAACUCCUUUCAUUGUUUUAUCACUAGGAGGUAUACCACCUCUUACUGGCUUCGGACCAAAAUGAAUAAUCUUACACACGCUUUCAACGUUCAACCUUCUUGUAUUAGCAACAUUUGCAGCCUUGUCUUCCUUAAUCAGCCUGUAUUUUUAUCUACGUGUAGCUCACUCAUUCGCCUUGGUCAUUGCACCUAACUCUAUAACUACGGCAACUUUAUGACGUAUCGUAAAUUUACACUUAACACUAUACUUUGCCAUCCCCACUGUUUUAACACUAGUAUUACUUCCGAUUAUUGUGUCGAUUCUGAGCUCCUUUUUUUAACAAGAAGCGAUUUAGGUUAACUAAACCAGGAGCCUUCAAAGCUCCCAAUAGGAGUUAAAAUCCCCUAAUCCCUGAUAAGACCUGCGAGUUACUAUCCCACAUCUACUGCAUGCAAAGCAGAUACUUUAAUUAAGCUAAGGCCUUACUAGACAGGCAGGCCUUUAUCCUACAAGAUCCUAGUUAACAGCUAGGCGCCCAAGCAGCGAGCAUCUGUCUACUUUCCCCCGCCUAUAAGGCGGGAAGGCGGGGGAAAGCCCCGGCAGACGUUAGCCUGCUUCUUCAGAUUUGCAAUCUGACAUGUUACACCCCAGAGCUUGACAAGAAGGGGGCUUAAACCCCUGUAUGUGGGGUUACAAUCCACCGCUUACUCAGCCAUCUUACCUGUGAUAAUCUCUCGUUGACUGUUUUCCACUAACCACAAAGACAUUGGUACCCUUUACUUCGUAUUUGGUGCUUGAGCUGGCAUAGUGGGCACAGCUCUUAGUCUUCUUAUUCGAGCUGAGUUGAGUCAACCAGGCGCUCUACUCGGAGAUGACCAAAUCUAUAAUGUUACUGUAACUGCACAUGCUUUUGUGAUAAUCUUUUUUAUAGUAAUACCUAUUAUAAUUGGAGGGUUUGGAAAUUGAUUGAUCCCAUUAAUAAUCGGCGCUCCCGAUAUGGCAUUUCCACGUAUAAACAACAUAAGCUUCUGACUUUUACCACCAGCCUUCCUUCUUCUAUUAGCAUCUGCAGCUGUAGAAGCCGGGGCUGGCACAGGGUGAACAGUCUACCCCCCUUUAGCCGGCAACCUUGCUCAUUCUGGGGCCUCAGUUGAUUUAACAAUCUUCUCCCUUCACUUAGCAGGUGUCUCCUCAAUUCUAGGGGCUAUUAACUUUAUUACAACUAUUAUUAACAUAAAACCCCCCGCAAUCACACAAUACCAAACACCUUUAUUUGUAUGAGCGGUUCUCAUUACAGCUGUCCUUCUUUUACUAUCCCUGCCUGUUCUAGCAGCUGGCAUUACCAUACUUCUAACAGAUCGAAAUCUAAACACAACCUUCUUUGACCCUGCUGGAGGAGGGGACCCGAUCCUUUACCAACAUUUGUUUUGAUUCUUUGGCCACCCCGAAGUAUAUAUUCUUAUUCUACCUGGGUUUGGUAUAAUCUCACAUAUUGUUACCCAUUAUGCUAAUAAAAACGAACCCUUCGGGUAUAUAGGGAUGGUUUGAGCAAUGCUAGCUAUUGGCCUUCUAGGCUUUAUUGUGUGAGCACAUCAUAUAUUUACAGUUGGAAUAGAUGUGGACACCCGAGGCUACUUCACCUCUGCUACAAUGAUUAUUGCUAUUCCUACAGGUGUAAAGGUAUUCAGCUGACUGGCCACCCUGCAUGGCGGCUCAAUUAAAUGAGAAGCCCCCCUACUAUGAGCUCUAGGUUUUAUCUUUUUGUUUACAGUAGGCGGUUUAACAGGAAUUAUUUUAGCAAACUCUUCUUUAGAUAUUGUCUUACAUGACACAUAUUACGUGGUUGCUCACUUUCACUACGUUCUUUCCAUGGGGGCUGUGUUCGCAAUUAUAGGGGGGUUUGUUCACUGAUUCCCUUUAUUUACAGGCUUUACUCUUCACGAGGUAUGGACUAAAGUACAGUUCAUAGUCAUGUUUUUAGGGGUUAACCUCACAUUCUUCCCGCAACACUUCUUAGGCCUUGCAGGUAUACCACGUCGCUACUCAGAUUAUCCAGAUGCUUAUACCCUUUGAAACUCUGUAUCCUCGGUAGGCUCUCUGGUAUCCCUUGUGGCAGUGAUUAUAUUUCUUUUUAUUAUCUGAGAAGCAUUUGCUGCUAAGCGGAUUAUGCACUAUGUUCCACUCUCAUCUACUAAUGUAGAAUGAAUCCAUGGCUGCCCUCCACCAAAUCAUACGUUUGAACAGCCUGCUUUCGUUCGAACCUUACCCGCUUAACGAGAAAGGAAGGAAUCGAACCCCCGUAAAAUGGUUUCAAGCCAUUUUCAUAACCACUAUGAUACUUUCUUACAUAA
Nerophis ophidion (straightnose pipefish) is the source of this 2899-nucleotide messenger RNA. RefSeq names its product NADH-ubiquinone oxidoreductase chain 2-like. Gene Ontology annotation, biological process: mitochondrial electron transport, NADH to ubiquinone. The transcript is spliced from 2 exons. NCBI's taxonomy places the organism in Eukaryota, Metazoa, Chordata, Actinopteri, Syngnathiformes, Syngnathidae. Gene Ontology annotation, molecular function: NADH dehydrogenase (ubiquinone) activity. The record is from RefSeq and is a predicted model, not a curated record.